AUUGGAUUAGAACUGAUUGCGCUGCUGAGAAGAAAUUAAACCCCGGGAUGUUUCUUAUUUCGGGAUUGGUCACUCUCAGUUUGCUGGUAGCUGUGAACCAGAUUAGUUGCAGUCCCGCUCCUUCUACCAUUUCUAAUGGACAAAGGGAGCUGGUGGAGCAACUGGGAAACCAGAAACCUGAUAUACUCAGCCUGGAAACCCAGGAGGAGUUAUCUGGUCUAGGGGGUGGGUUCAGGGAGAAAAGAUUUCGGAAUGUGGCUGAGGCGUUUAAAAUGAAAUGGUUCAUGUUCAGACAUCUGCUGGAUGGAGUCAGAAAAAGAAAAGGCGGGAUGCGAUCCUCUAAUCCGUUUAGUUUUUAUUUAGGUGGGAUGCGAUCCUCUAAUCCGUUUAGUUUUUAUUUAGGUGGGAUGCGACCAUCUAAUCCGUUUAGUUUUUAUUUAGGUGGGAUGCGAUCCUCUAAUCCGUUUAGUUUUGCUUCGAAAGCAAACCUGGCAUAUCGUAUUAUCUAA
Messenger RNA from Eurytemora carolleeae, 509 nucleotides. RefSeq lists its product as uncharacterized. Bases 48 to 509 code for a protein of 153 amino acids. The record is from RefSeq and is a predicted model, not a curated record. The transcript is spliced from 9 exons. NCBI's taxonomy places the organism in Eukaryota, Metazoa, Arthropoda, Copepoda, Calanoida, Temoridae.